AAAAACAAAAAUAUAAUGUGUAAAAUAAAAAAAACUGACCUGAUAAGCUCAAAACAGCACUUUCUAAUAAAAUUGUAAUUCCAGGCUUUUAAUUUAACAAAUUAAGAACAAUGAACCAAUAAAAUAUAUUUAUGGAGAAAUUUAGGAUCAACCAUACUCAUAAACUGAAUAAUCAUAUUAAUUUUUUCUCAAUCGGAAUUAAUGUUUGGAGUUGGCACCGCUAA
Molecule: messenger RNA, 224 nt
Organism: Nezara viridula (southern green stink bug)
Lineage: Eukaryota; Metazoa; Arthropoda; Insecta; Hemiptera; Pentatomidae
Source: the annotation of a GenBank genome assembly